AACACCUAAGAAUUGCAGUUGGUCUGCAAAUCACGUGAGGAUGUCAGAGGAACUGUCCCUUCCUCCUUCCUCUUAAGGCUACGCCACGCACUAGCUAAACAAGGAGGGAGAGUUUCUGGGGACUGUCUGGUUCUGCAUUCUUUGGCUCUUGUGUGUUUCAGAGCUUUAAAAGGGCUAAAAGUUUCAAGUUAAAUUUCUGCUAGUGGGUUCAAUUAGUGAAUCUUGAAGAAGGGUCUGAACCAUUUACCUCUCUCUAGUGGAAUUCAUGGCAUCAGUCUCGAUUUUCAGUGUUUCGCUCCAUGGGGUAAAUUUAGAGGAUAGGCCUCGUUUCCGAGUGAGAGCUCAGGGGCUAGGAGGCAAGGAUUUGAAAAUGGUGUCUUCUGAUCAAGUUGUAUCGAAUGAAACAACUCCUUUAGUUGAAGAGAGAGAAAAAAGUGCAUCCUUGAGUGACGGCGGGAAUGGAAGGUUGAAGGCCAGUGUUGAGAAAAAGAUGGUCAAAGAUUUGGUUUCUGAACAUAUGAAAGUCUUGUGGGAUGAUGGUUAUGGGACCAAUACUGUGAAAGAUUUCCUUAAUGUAUCCAGCGAAAUGAUAAAGCCUGAUGGUGGACCGCCACGUUGGUUUUGCCCUGUUGAGUGUGGGCGUCCAGUCAAGGAUUCUCCUGUUCUUCUAUUUUUGCCUGGGCUUGAUGGUGUUGGGAUGGGGCUAUUGUUACAUCAUAAAGCUCUUGGGAAGGUUUUUGAAGUUAGGUGCCUUCAUAUUCCCAUUUAUGAUCGGACACCAUUUGAAGAACUGGUGGCGUUUGUUGAAGAAACUGUGAGGCUUGAGAAUGCCUUGUGCCCAAACAAGCCAAUCUAUUUGGUGGGUGAUUCUUUUGGGGGUUGCUUAGCACUUGCAGUUGCUGCUCGUAAUCCCAAGAUUGACCUUGUAGUGAUAUUAGUAAAUCCAGCUACAUCAUAUGGCAGGUCACAGCUGCAACCCUUGAUUCCUUUCUUGGAAGCUUUGCCAGAUGGGCUGCAUAACACUGUUCCCUAUCUUCUGAGCCUUGUUAUUGGUGAUCCAGUGAAACUGGCAACAGUUGGUAUUGGGAGUAGGCUUCCUUCUAGACUGAGAAUUGAACAAUUGUCCAGGAACGUUACAGCUUUGCUUCCUCUUAUUUCUGGUAUAGCUGACAUUGUUCCAAGGGAGACUCUUGCUUGGAAAUUAAAAUUGAUCAAGUCAGCUGCUGCUUAUGCUAAUGCCCGUCUUCAUGCUGUUAGAGCUGAAGUACUCCUGCUAGUCAGUGACAAGGAUAACAUGCUUCCUAGUCGAGAUGAGGCUAAACGUCUGAAGGGUUUACUACAUAACUGCACAGUUCGUCACUUCAAGGACAAUGGACAUAUCCUUUUGCUGGAAGAUGGAAUUAGUUUGCUUACUAUUAUUAAAGGUACUAGCAAAUACCGCCGUUCAAGGAGGCAUGACUUUGUCUCAGAUUUCGUGCCUCCUAGUAUAUCAGAAUACAGAUAUGCUUUUGACCAAGUCGUAGGACUUCUUCGUUUUGCUACUUCUGCGGUCAUGUUUUCAACUUUGGAAGAUGGCAAGAUAGUAAAAGGCCUUGCAGGUGUUCCAAGUGAAGGUCCAGUCUUGUUUGUUGGUUACCAUAUGUUAAUGGGAUUAGAGAUUUAUUCUCUUAUUGAAGAAUUCUUGAGAGAGAAGAACAUUAUGGUUCAUGGUGUAGCACACCCAAUGGUUUUUUUUGGAAUGGAAGAUGGUUCAUCACCUGAAUUCUCACUCGCUGAUUGGAUGAAGAUAAUGGGUGCAGUACCUGUUUCAGCAAGCCAUCUAUUCAAAUUGCUGUCUGCAAAGUCUCAUGUUCUUCUUUAUCCUGGUGGUGCACGUGAGGCCCUCCAUUACAAGGGUGAACAAUAUAAAUUAUUCUGGCCUAAUCGACCUGAAUUUGUAAGAAUGGCAGCACGGUUUGGGGCCACAAUUGUGCCUUUUGGCACUGUAGGAGAAGAUGAUAUAGCAGAUUUGGUUCUUGAUUACGAUGACUGGAUGAAAAUCCCUGUGCUUAAUGACUAUAUUAGGGAGAGAAUGCAGAAAGUGGAAAAACUAAGGGACGAAUCACUUGGAGAAGUUGCCAACCAACAACUUUUUGUACCAGGAAUGUUACCAAAGAUACCUGGGCGCUUCUACUAUCUGUUUGGGAAGCCAAUAAAAUUGAAGGGGAAGGAAGACUUGCUGAAGGACAAAGAAACAGCAAAUCAGUUAUACUUGCAGGUGCAGUCAGAAAUUGGAGCAAACAUUUCCUACCUGUUGAAAAAGAGAGAGGAUGAUCCAUACAGGAACAUUGUUGACAGAAUAAUGUACAGAGCAUUUAACGAUCCAUUGCACCAGGUUCCAGCAUUUGAUCCUUGAAGUGCUGUACAGUUUUGUACAAUCUUAAAGGUAUAGGUAAGUCUUCCUGUUCUUGCACCCAAUUUCAUGUUCAACAUGGUAUUACAAAUUGCUACUAAAAUAGUGAAAGAAACAGAAAAUUUGUAAUUGCAGUCUCUCCACUAGUGUCAUGGGUCCAUUAGGGUGUGUUGUCAUCCAGCAUCGGAUGUGUACUAACAAGGUCUUGGGUUAAUAAGUCAGGCUGCUAUCAUCCUUCCCUCUCAAUGGAUCUUUCUGUGUAGUGGAGAUCCAGGCUGUGACACUAGCAUAUUUGGUUGUUUGUUUCCUAGGAAAACAAAUAUUUUUCGUGGGUAUUUGGAGUGGAUUCUUGUUUCUUUUGUAGAAACUUGAUAUCGAAUAAAAAUAACAGUUGAUCGAUUUUAUUCUGAAGGUUCAGUUUUGUGUGAAUUCUAUCAAAAGCAUUUACUUUCACUAUGCUUUUGCAGAAUCUCCAUGUCUCACCAUCAAUGUAACUCAAUGGGACUACAUUCUCUUUAUUCUUUACUCUCCCAUGGAGAAAGAAAUAUUCACUUCAAGU
Messenger RNA from Rubroshorea leprosula, 2951 nucleotides. NCBI's taxonomy places the organism in Eukaryota, Viridiplantae, Streptophyta, Magnoliopsida, Malvales, Dipterocarpaceae. The record is from the annotation of a GenBank genome assembly.